ACUUUCGUUUAUAUGUACUGUAUAUGUAUGUAUACAGUACACUAUACAUAUAUUCAGUAUGUUUUAACAAACAAACUGUGUAAUAACAAACUGUCAAUUUUUAGGAAAUAACAAUGUUUAAACGCAGUAAUAUAGAUCAUAUUUAAGUUGUUCUAUGAUGAAUAAAUUAUGUAAUCAGCAUUUUUGGCUGAAAAGUUAUCGAGGGGGUUUAAAAGUUAUCGAUAAAUAUGUUUGAAGCGUUAAAGGUCAAGUAGAUUGAACUGAUAGACAUGUAAGCCUUAUAAUCUACUAGAUAAUAAAGAGAAGAAUUUAUGAACAAAACGAAAAGACAGAGUUUAUUAUCGAAACAUAAAAUUUCUUUGUACAUAUAUUCUUCGAUCAAACUUCUGUCGUCUGUCGAAGUGAUACGUAAUGUGAUUCGUGCUUUCUGAACAGUAAGUGCUAUGAUUUCAAGUUUUUAUGAAAGAAUUGUCGGUACGUGUUCGACAAUGGUGCCGGACCAGCCAAAAAUCCUCUGUGUCGGAUUAACCUGUAUGGAUAUCGUACAAACCUGCAAGCAAUAUCCCGUGGAAGAUUCUGAUGAAAGAUCUUUGGAAUAUAGAUGGCAAAGAGGAGGCAACGCGUCAAACACUUGCACCGUACUUUCUCAACUGGGAAGCCCUUGUGAAUUUUUUGGUACUCUAAGCGCAGAAGAACAUUUAAGUUUUUUGCAAAAUGACAUGAGGAAACACAAUAUCGAUUUCUCUCAUUGUCCUAUGAUAGAAGAUAUCGGAUGUCCAACAUCUACCGUCAUUUUAAGUUUAACUUCUGGUUCUCGUACAAUUCUUCAUUAUAAUCCAAAUCUUCCAGAAUUAACGCUGAAACAUUUUGAACAGUUACAUUUAGAAGAUUAUAGCUGGAUUCACUUUGAGGGCAGAAAUUUAAACGAGGUUUUAUCUAUGAUGCAAUGCGUGGAAAACUAUAAUAAUAUGUUAAACUAUAGUCAAGACUCUAACAAUAAAGAAGCAGACAUAAGUCAGACACCGAUCACGGUUAGCGUAGAGUUAGAAAAUCCAAAGCAGGAACUACUGGAUUUAUUACCUUACGUCGACGUAGCAUUUAUAUCCAAGGAAUUCGCUCAGAGUAGAGGAUACGAUAAUAUGAGCGAAACAUUGAAGAACAUAAGCGAAGAUGCCAAAUCUGGGGCAACUCUUAUUUGCGCUUGGGCCGAUCGAGGCGCCAUGGCAAGAACUCCGGACAACAUCAUAGUACAAUCUCCUGCAUUUCCACCAGCGAAAGUCGUGGAUACUUUGGGUGCUGGCGAUACUUUCAAUGCGGCCGUGUUGCAUUUCUUAAAUAAAAAUGUAUUGCAAACAGCCGUAACGUUCGGUUGUCAAGUAGCCGGUGCUAAAGUUGGUAUGAAAGGUUACGAUAAAUUGAAUGAAAUUUUUAAAGAUAGAUUAAAGAUAUAACUAAAAUAUAACAUUAAAUUAGGCUAAUAAAUAUUUCAGAAAUUCGGACAAUGAUCAGGGACAUUAUUAUAGGAAUUUUGCAAGAUGUUUUAAAAAAUUGAAUUCGCGAUAGUUCGAAGGAUGUUAUCGUGGAUUGCUUUUAAUCGUUCGCUAGAAAUUGUUUUUAAUCGGAUAACAAUGAUUAUAACAAUGAUUAGUCUUAUUUUCAUAGGCGAAUGUUGUUGUAUGCUUACUGAAUGGAAUAAAAUUCGACCGUGACGAGAAUAAGAAUACGUAGAAAUAUUUGUAUAUUUAUUUAUUAUUACGUUAGAAGAUGAAGACGCAAUACGAAUCGUUACAUAUAAACAUGACGAGAUAUUUUCUCGAUUACAUUUAAAUCAUUAUACAUAGAAUUUUUUUCUCUUACGAUAUA
Megachile rotundata (alfalfa leafcutting bee) is the source of this 1863-nucleotide messenger RNA. Its product is annotated as ketohexokinase. Lineage: Eukaryota; Metazoa; Arthropoda; Insecta; Hymenoptera; Megachilidae. Gene Ontology annotation, biological process: fructose metabolic process. The record is from RefSeq and is a predicted model, not a curated record. Gene Ontology annotation, molecular function: ketohexokinase activity.